Molecule: messenger RNA, 2055 nt
Organism: Tachysurus fulvidraco (yellow catfish)
Lineage: Eukaryota; Metazoa; Chordata; Actinopteri; Siluriformes; Bagridae
Product: suppressor of cytokine signaling 2-like
Exons: 4
Coding region: 461-1195 (244 amino acids)
Biological process (GO): intracellular signal transduction; phosphatidylinositol phosphate biosynthetic process
Cellular component (GO): phosphatidylinositol 3-kinase complex
Molecular function (GO): 1-phosphatidylinositol-3-kinase regulator activity
Source: RefSeq, a predicted model, not a curated record
AUGUUCCUGGAAAGCAGUGCGCUGCUUCGGCACGGAGGAAAGACUGUAAAAUUUAUAUAUAUUUACACACACACACACACACACACACACACACACACACACACACACACACACACACACACACACACACACACACACACACACACACACACACACACACACACACACACAAAAUCACAAAAUCACUUAGGAUUUUGCGGUGGAUACAAAGCGAAGCUACUCGAUCUUUAUCCGUCGAUGAAAGCCUGCGAUUUAAAAAUGGUUUUAAACCAAACAAACACACACAUAUAAAGAGGAAGAAGAAACCAUGCCCAAGGCUGAAGGUUGGACAACACGAGCGUGAGCGAGUUUUGUCUCUGAAAUCUGGAAGGUGGAAUAAAUAAUUAACACAGUAUUAUAGGAUGUAUUGAGUGCCGCAGUGCUUCAUCGAAUCUGUGCGACUGCGUGGAAAAGAUUUUGGAUGGGGCACACACAGUGCAUCUCCAAGUCAGCAGAUUGCCAAGCGUUUGUGGCUCAGAGUGGAAGCUGCGAGCUCGAUGAGCUCCGUGCCGAGCCUCUUGUGACUCCUGUGAUCACCUCGGACCUCGUUCCUGAAAAACCUGACACCGCAACUGGACUAAAGGAGCGCAGGCUGGAGCCGAACCGAGCGGAUUCCUCCGAGGAAGCCCAGCGAUUACAGAAUGCUAUGACGCACCUUCACAACUCGGGCUGGUACUGGGGCUCGAUAACAGCAGCCGAGGCUAAGCAGCUUCUGAACACGGCUCUGGAUGGCUCCUUCCUGGUGAGAGACAGCUCGAACCCGGGUUACCUCCUCACGCUGUCUGUGAAAACCGAGCUCGGGCCUACGCACCUGCGCAUCGAGUACUCAAACGGACACUUUGGCUUUGACUCCGUCCUGAUGGCUCGUCCUCAUCUCCGCCAGUUUAAGGGAGCGGUGGACUUGGUGCAGUAUUACACUCUGGCUUAUCGCAGGCAGGCGACUCACCGAGAGCUCAGCACGGAUCCAGAUACAUUUCCGACAGCGACGGCGGAAAACACGCUGCAGCUGAAACUUACUAAACCGCUGCACAAGGCGGCGCCCAGUUUACAACAUCUCUGUCGUGUGGUUAUAAACCAACAUUGUCACGAUCACAGAGAUUUACCUUUGCCCGAAAGGCUAAAGGACUUCCUGCGGGAAUAUCCGUUUGUACUCUAGACUAUACUCGGUAUUCAGUAUUAAAUUUCAUUCGCUAUUUCAAUAUUUUCGAAAAUAAUCGUUCAAAUUCAAUGAAAUCGUUCGAUUCUUAUGAUUGAAUCUUUUACUAGUAACAAACACAAUAAAUCACGGAAAAUUGUUCGAUCUCAACGAUAUCCACACAAACCCACGCAUUGUUUUUUUUUGUUUGUUUUUUGUAACUGUUCUUGUGUGUAAUUUAUCUACAAGCUAUUAAAACCCCACCCCUUUUCCCUAGUCUCAACCAAUCAGAGCUUUAAAUACGAACUGGAUCAUGAAUCAUGACUUCUUCCGAAUCGAAUUUAUCAAAGCCGUCAUUUUGAAUCGUUAUACGUCUCGCUAUUAAAUUAUCGUAAUAUUGUAUUUUGGAGGGGAAAAAAACGCCAGUUUAAGCACGGAAGUGUGUGUGUGUGUGUGUCGUUUGGGGUUUUAACGUCAAUGAUACGCCUGGUGUAUAAAUAUCUGUUGGCCACGAUAGUAAUGUUGUGCGUUUUAUAGAUUUGAUCUAGUCAGAGUUUUUGGCAGCUGAAUUGGAAUAUACUGAAAAAAAUACAGAAAUGCAGAAAUCUGGGUUUUUUUUUGUUUUCUCCACAUAUUUUGGCACAAUUCUGCCAUACUCACAAAUGAAACACUCCAUCGAUGUAAUCACUUUUUUCCAAUAUAACGCAACGCUCAUGAUAUUUACCCUACUGUUGUACACCGAUAACUCAAUUCCACCAGAAAAACCAAAAUCAUCCAAAAAAAAAAAAAAAAAUCUGACAGAAGGUGGUGGAUUUUUAUUGACUUAUUACAAUAAAUAUUACAAGUUCAAGGUCAAAUAAAGAAUCACAAGCGCCUCAAAA